This is a messenger RNA of Dujonia railenensis, 1092 nucleotides long. The record is from the annotation of a GenBank genome assembly. NCBI's taxonomy places the organism in Eukaryota, Fungi, Ascomycota, Pichiomycetes, Serinales, Debaryomycetaceae.
AUGUCAAAAGCCCAAGUUUUGUUCAUCGGUGAAUUGGACAAAACUCUCCCAGAAUAUCUCGAUUUCAAGUCUAAAUUCGACUGUAUUGAGUAUUCCUUCAGCUCGAAAGAACAAGUCAUUGAAGAUUUCAAGACCAAAUAUCAAAAUGUUCAAGCCAUAUAUGGUGCUUGGUUAGGUUUUUUUGCUGUCGGUGGAUUUAGAAACGAAUUGCUAGAAAAUGCUCCACCUUCUUUGAAAGUCAUCUCCAUAGCCUCUGUCGGUUAUGAUGGAUACGAUGGUCCAGGCAUGAAACUGAAAAAUAUCGUCCUCACCAAUGUCCCAUCUGACGGAGCAGCCGGCCCAGUUGCAGACUUGGUAUUAUACAAUACGUUAGCAAGUUUCAGAAACUUCAGAACCUUUGAAGAAAACUUCCAUACCGCUAACCAUACAAUUGUCACCAGAAAUCUCUUGGAAAACUCUACUUUCGAUAGCAAGUUUGGUAAGCCAGUGUUGAGAGAUACAAAGGCAGGGUACGCUUUUGGUGAGCAAUGUUCUGGUAGACAAGUGCUCUCUCCAGAGGGACACAGCGUCCUUAUCGUGGGUUUCGGUAACAUUGGCCAAACCAUUGGUAGAAGAUUGUCUGGUAUUGGUAUGCAUGUCCACUACACCAAAAGAUCUAAGCUUUCAGAUGAGCAAGAAUCGAAUUUGGGAUACAAGGUGACUUACCAUUCUUCCAUAUUGGAAGCCAAGGAUAUUGUUGAUCUUGUAGUCAUUGCAUGCCCAGCUACUCCAGAAACAAAGCACUUGAUCAAUAAGGAUGUCAUUGAUGCGAUUUCCAAACCAUUCCGUAUUGUUAACAUAGGGAGAGGUUCAGUAAUCGAUGAACAGGCAUUAGUCAAUGGCUUAGAAUCUGGAAAGAUUUUAUUUGCAGGUUUAGAUGUCUUCGAAGGUGAGCCAAAGUGCCACGAAUCUUUGCUUACCAGAAAGGAUGUGAUUUUAACACCACAUAUUGGUGCUUCUACGAAGGAAAACUUCGACCACACUGCAGUUGUUGCUUUGAAGAAUAUAGAAAAUGUGUUGAAAGGAGGUGAAGGACUCACAAGAGUUAAUUAA